GUACUUCGAUAUUUGGAAAUUAUUUGUCAAUCAACAGAAUUAGAAUGGCCCGUUAUAGUAACGAGACCGGAGAUGGAAAUAUUGAUCCAGCAUCCAUAGUUUCUAACGUUAAAAAUAAUAUCAAGCAGGAAAUUAUAAAAGAGCUUCUACAUGGAUCAUUUCAAGACAAUAAAACAAAGCUUGGUAACGAUGCUCUAACUUUGGUUGUCGAAGUGGCAAAAUGUCUUGUCACAGAAACUUGCCUUCGGGCAUCUAGCCAAGCAUUAAAAGAAAACUGCGACAAAGUUGACAUUGAGCAUGUUGAAAAAUGUUUACCACAGCUGAUGCUGGACUUUCCAUAACUGUGAAAAAAAUUUCAAACUUUCUCAUAGGUUUUUUUACACACAUGACAUCCAAUAUGUGCCAUUAUCAUAAUGUUCUACGAGUUAAUUUAUUUAUGAGAAUAUAUUUUCUAAAUUGACUUAUUUUUGUUAAUGAGAAUGGAGCCCAAUAUAUAAUAUUAAUAAAUUAUUAUGUGGGAA
This is a messenger RNA of Pieris rapae (cabbage white), 521 nucleotides long. It is a transcript of the gene MHF2, whose product is annotated as centromere protein X-like. Bases 45 to 341 code for a protein of 98 amino acids. Gene Ontology annotation, molecular function: protein heterodimerization activity. Gene Ontology annotation, biological process: DNA repair; kinetochore assembly; replication fork processing. Lineage: Eukaryota; Metazoa; Arthropoda; Insecta; Lepidoptera; Pieridae. The transcript is spliced from 3 exons. The record is from RefSeq and is a predicted model, not a curated record. Gene Ontology annotation, cellular component: Fanconi anaemia nuclear complex; FANCM-MHF complex.